AUGCUACGCGCCGGAUGUCGUUCUGCGCUACGCCGGCCGUUGCUGGCGUCCCGCCGUUUGUCAUCGCUGGCCGCCUCACAGGCAAUUGCAGGAGAUCACGCUAUCGAUGACGAGAAGUGGAUCCGUCUUAUGCAGCAGACCAGUCGCCUGGAGACGAACGUGUUGUUGCCUUUAAACGAAAAGCUACUGGGCCCAUUGGACCGCAAGCACCGUGAGGAAAAGCUGCCGUCGCUCCCCUUCGUCUUCCUAUUAGGCAAUCACUCGUCCGGCAAGUCCUCCUUUAUAAACUACCUGCUGCAGCGCGAUGUGCAGUCCACAGGCGUGGCUCCUACAGACGACGGCUUCACCAUCAUCGCCCCGGGCCGCGAAGACCUGGACCAGGACGGUCCGGCGCUCGUCGGUGACCCGGACUUGGGCUUCUCCGGGCUGCGCGUAUACGGCCCGGCACUCAUCCAGCGCACGCAGCUCAAGGUGCGCAAGGGCAUCCAGGCCAACUUCAUGCUUGUAGACAGUCCCGGUAUGAUCGACUCGCCGCACAGUCCGCCACACCAGUCCCAGUUUAACUACACGGGACCCAGUGACCGCUUAUCGUCGCAACAACAACGGAGCAACAGCUUUAAGGGACAAGACUCGGACAGAGGAUACGAGUUUCCGGAGGUUGUGCGCUGGUACGCCGAGCGUGCCGAUGUGAUCCUGCUCUUCUUCGACCCGGACAAACCCGGCACGACCGGUGAGACUCUGUCGAUCUUAACGCGCUCACUGGUAGGUAUGGACCAUAAGCUGCACCUCGUACUUAACAAAGUGGAUCAGUUCCGUAAGAUCCAUGACUUCGCGCGUGCCUACGGUUCGCUGUGCUGGAACUUGAGCAAGGUCAUCCCGCUCAAGGAUCUCCCGCGCAUCUAUACUAUGUGCAUUCCCACGAAGGACAAUCAGAUGCAAGCAGCAGAAGGUCUUGGCGCGUCGAUGAAGGACUUGGACGCUAUGCGUGAGGAAGUGGUGAGCGAGGUUCAACGUGCGCCGGAGCGUCGUGUGGACAACCUCAUCACGAACCUGUACGACUCGUCACGACUGCUCAAGAUGCACGCCGAGGUCUUUGAAGAUCUGCGAGCUCGUUACGCUAGUGAGAAGUGGCGUCGCUCGGCUCUCGUGGCUGCGACGUUCGUGGGAGGCAACGCACUCGCAGCUUCGGCGUUGGCGAGCGGCGUCCCCAUCGAAGCUGCGGCAGGACUAUCCGUUGCCAGUGUGUUGGCGUCUGGUGGUGUGGGGUGGCACAACUCGACUGUGAUGACCCAACUGGAGCGCGAUCUGCUGCAUGAGGACUCGCUGAGUGAGCUGUUCCGUCGUCGAUACGGCCGCCAGUUGGCGGAGGGAGACGAGUACGUGUUAUCCUUGUGGAAGCGCGUGCUGCCGUCGCUGCAAGUGGCAGCACACACUCUUGGCUUCAGUAUGAUGCCGAAGCUGAAGAACUCGGAGAUUGCAGCACUCGACAACAUCGUGAGCAACGAAAUCCCGGAGCUGCGUCGACAGUGUGCGCCUACGGACAGCAGUCUGGCGCACCAAGUUGCCAAAAUGCUCCGCAGCUAG
This is a messenger RNA of Phytophthora infestans T30-4, 1584 nucleotides long. RefSeq lists its product as uncharacterized. Lineage: Eukaryota; Oomycota; Peronosporomycetes; Peronosporales; Peronosporaceae. The transcript has a single exon. The record is from RefSeq and is a predicted model, not a curated record. The coding region runs from base 1 to 1584 and encodes 527 amino acids.